Molecule: messenger RNA, 366 nt
Organism: Acaulospora morrowiae
Lineage: Eukaryota; Fungi; Glomeromycota; Glomeromycetes; Diversisporales; Acaulosporaceae
Source: the annotation of a GenBank genome assembly
GGACCAACACUUGUCGUCAUUAAAGUUCGCAAUUCAGGGGAGAUAAUUGGAGGAUACAAUCCGUUAGAAUGGCGUGGUGUUGUUUCUCUAAUUGAUUACGAUAAUUUUGGUUAUCGAUGUGAAACAUCAAAUAGUUUUAUAUUUUCACUAACAAAUCGUGCAAUUCCGAUAUUAAGUCGAGUCGCUUCUAAAAAGGAAGCGAUCAUUUGGUGUGGAAACAAAGGACCAUGCUUUGGCUUAAAAGAUUUACGUAUUAUUCCAUCAAAUUCUUAUAAUAAUAUUGUUUGCGAGAGUAGAAAUUACUCUUACGAGAAGAAAAUUAUUAACAAAGAAAUUUUUGAGAUAGAAGAUUAUGAAGUGGCUUAG